AUGGACCAUCAAUAUGAAAUCAUAUAUAAAAAAGGAAAAUGUAAUACUAAUGCCGAUGCAUUGUCACAUAUUCAUGUAAAUGCAGUAGAAUCAGCUAGUGUCAUAAAUAACCCAGGUGACAUUGAUCAGGAUAUUCAAGAUUAUUUAAAUCAGUUAUUUGCCAAUAAACAAUCUCUCCCAGAUUUGGAAGAAAAUACCUUAGCAUUGUUAAAUUCAGAUCUCGGAAAUCCUAUUACGGCUUCACAACCAUUAGAUUCUUCAAGAAAAAUACACAUUUUACAAGAUAUUCAAGUAGCUCCACCGAAUAACAUACAAAAUAGUGUAUCGCAUGAAUCUCCUAAAGACAGCGAAACCGAGACAGCCCACACUUGUAACGCAGAAAAUAAUUUCAAUGAUGGUAUUCCUAUACUAGAUGAAAUAAUCAAUAAUAAGGGACCAGUGUCUGCUAAAUCCGCUCAGCACUGCAUUUCCCCACAGACCAAUGGCUUGAGAAUCCGACACUGUCGAACAUGGGCGACGGUGGACGCUCGGGGGAGUUCGGCGUCGAACACGUGGACCAGGCAAAUCUACUUAUUAUGA
This is a messenger RNA of Acanthoscelides obtectus, 579 nucleotides long. NCBI's taxonomy places the organism in Eukaryota, Metazoa, Arthropoda, Insecta, Coleoptera, Chrysomelidae. The record is from the annotation of a GenBank genome assembly.